CCCGCCCUGAGGCGCGGUUCUCGUUCCAUCCCGUCCCGUCCCGCUCUGGGCGCUCCCGCCGGGCGGCAUGAGGCGGCUGUCCCCGCGCUGGGGGGCUCUGGCGGUGCGGGCGGCGGCGACGGGCGGGCGGUGGGGGCCGCUCGUUCCCCGCCGCGGCUGCGCUGAGGCCGGCGGCCGUCAGCCCGUCGAGGAGUGGUCGCUGGCGGUGAGCCCGCGCGGGCGGCUGCGCGUGCGCCUGCCUUGCCAGGUGAGCGUCCGCCCGCUCGACCCGCGGCGCUGCCCGCGCGGGGACCGCGUGCUCGUGGCGGCGGGGGGCGGCGACCCCGCCCGCCUCCGUGUCGAGUACGACCAAGACAGGGAGCAGGUGGCGAUCGUCGGGGACGGCGUGGACAGCAAAGCCGCCGUGGACGUCAGGACGCCCGUGAAGUUCGAUUUGGAUAUCAAAACAUCAGGGACUGGCUGCGUGAAGAUUCAGAAAAUAGAAUGUGAUAACUGCAGAAUAGAAACGGAGAAGGGGACUAGUGUCUUGCAGUCAAUAAAGAGCCAGAAGAUUGAUAUACGAACAAAUGGUGGCAAAGUAAUUGGGCUUGGAACGCUUUAUGGAAACACAGAUAUUCAUGCAACAGAGAAAGGUAGCGUGAAUAUAGAGAAGCUGCAGGGGACCUCCAUCAACAUAUCUACUGAGUAUGGGCUGUUGAAAACUAAGUAUCUCUAUGCAGAAACAUCAUCGCUGUCUUCAGAAGCUGGUGAUAUUCUGUUGGGAAGUAUUCAUGGUAACACCAACCUUCAGACCAAAACAGGGAGUAUCACAGUAGAUGCAUCAGAUGGAAGUCUAAAGGCUUCUACACAUCAUGGAUCAAUAGAUGUUUAUGUCAGUCAAUUAAGAAAAGUGGAUCUGAAAUCCCAGAAAGGUUCAAUUACAGUCAAGGUACCUGCCUCUCUCAAAGCCUAUUUACAGUUGUCUGGAAGAAAAGUAGAUGUGAGCUCAGAGAUCCAGUUAAAAGAAACAGAGAGCGCCUCCAAAGAUGAUCGUGUAACUAUAAGUGGUCACAUGAAUCAAAAGGAUGAAACAGAUAAAUGGAUUAAGGCUGACACACAAAAUGGCAAAGUGUAUCUCAAAAGCCAAAGCUGGAUCCAGUCUAUCAAGCUGAAGGGUUCUUAAAGGUGAAAUAGGCCAAAGAGAUUAAAACAAGAAACUGUAAAGGAACAUUUCUGUAAAAUCAUGAAACUUUGAUGUGUAUUCUUAAUAAAAGAGAGAGACUAUUAAAAAUGAGGGCGUUUUAACACAUCUGGUUUACUUUUAGUGCCUUUUAGGAAUGACAAGAUCUUACAUAUUCAGAAUUUGUGUAACCUGACCCACUUAUUGUGCAGGUAACUUUCAAACAAAAGUUUGGAAUCAUCAUUUAAAAAUAAAAAGCAUUUUCUACAUUUGGUAUGUGAAAAAAAUGAAAAUUUACUUCCAAGAUGGCAUGCUCUGCAAGCUAUUUCAUAUUUUUAAAUUAAAUGUCUCAGUACUGUGGGAGUUCUAUGCAAAAUGCAGAGAAUUUUCUUCCAACUAAAUUAUUUGUAUCAUGGGUAGGAUAAAACCACUUUGAGAACUGUAGUUCUUAUUUGGAUUUCUUGUUUAGUGUUUGACCCCUAAGCAGUUUCUUCCUUGUCAGUGGGUACUCUAUGUUUGAAACUGCUUAUAGGAAAGGACAGACUUCGCUCUGUGUCAUCUGGAACCACUGUUGGUGGACAGAAAUACAAACUCUGGCUAUGUCUACCACUGUUUGUCUGCAAAGAAACACUUUUGAGCAUUUAUUUUAAAAAGCUUAAUGGAUCUGGGUGAUUUCAAGAAGGCACAUGGCACAAACUGGACUUCAAAUGGGAGUCCAUAUGAAUGGUCCCCUAAAGUAAAAGCUGCCAUAGAAUGAAAGUAUUUGCCUAAUAUAUAAGAACUGUAAUCUGCUUAUUUGCUACUUACUGUCAGCCUUCCUGAUGGGACUGUAAGCUCUUCUGAGGCACAAAGGCAGGGGAGGGAGGUGGGGGAAGUGUGUACUUACUACACAACGGUUUGUGUGAUUUCUGUGGAGCAUUUUGUGUUACUGUAAUACAAACACACAGUAAAGUAAAUAGAGCUUUCAGAAGAUUUUCUGUACAUGGAUGUGGCACCUUAUAAAAGUACUGAAAUUUUUGUUUUAAAACUGAAAUGUGAGAAUUCCUGGCAAUGGGGGGAUAGGGAGUAGCAAAGAGUUGUUUAGAAUGUCAGCUAAGGUGUUAAAUUGUGCAUAUGUGUGUAUGUACGUUGCAUCAUAAUGGUACAUUAUGAAGUGAAUUUCUUUCCUGCAGGAUUCCCCAAGGGGUCUAAUAGCACUGGCUAAUGGACUUCAGUAGUUAAGGGCAGCAUUUUUGUUAUAAUUCAGUGUGGUUAAAAACUGUUUCCCAUUGUGUAUACUGUUUGUUUGGAUGAGGUGGGCACUGAUUUGCAUGGCAAAUUAUAUGUAUUUUUAAUAUAAACACUAAUAUAUAAGCAUUGUUAAUAUUAUUACUAUAAGCAGUAUAUUAUUACUAGUAAUUAUUAGUAAUUUCUAUUGUUAAAAGAUACUAAAUUCAUAGAUGCAUAAUGGUUUUAGAUUUCCUGAAAGAGUUUUGGAACUAAUGAUUUUUGUGCACUGCUGCAGACAAAGUGAAAGAACAUCUAAGUUCACACUACAUUGAAAAAUAAAAACAGAGUAGUAGAAAAUUUACAAAAUUGAGUGUACUUAAUGGUUCCAUUAUUCAUUUGGAAUACAAAGCCCUGUGAUUAAGGUUGUGCUUUUUUAGGACUGCUGCAUCAGCAAUUCAAAGGAGAACACAGUAAGAAAACAUUAUUUCUUCCAUCUUCAAAAGAAAUCAAGCAAAGGCAUUCAUAUGCUAAAGCUAGCUGGAAUUAAACAUUAAGAUUAGUAGUUAUUUGCUUAAAGAACUUUAAAUAAGCCAUCAAAAAUUGUUCUAUCACUAAAGUCACUCUGAUUAUAUUCUUUCCAAGCUAAUAAAUUUUAGAAUUUUAAUAUAAAGGUCAAGAAUGAGCCGUAGAAAGUCAAAUCUUUGGGAACUUCCCCAAAGGCAUUUGAGUAAUGUCUUGUUCUUCUAUAAAGAGGUGAGACUUUAUAUUUUUCUCGACACAAGGAAAGAUUAGUGGUUUAUUAAUAAUUUGAUUUGAAUGGCAAAUCCCAUGUGUGCUCAUGGGAGCACAUUUUUUUGUCCAUGUGAGGAGAAGACAUGUUCUUGUAACUAGAGCAAAUCAAUCUAACACUUUUCUGAUCUGUGCUCCUUUCUGUUUGAUUCUACUGACUCCGUCAGCUGCCUGCCAGCCUGCAGUUGAGGUCUGCAAAUGUAAACAUGAGCUCACUGAGAGAGUUGAACUCCAUGUGAAAGGCUUUUGUAAGAAUUAGCACAUUGGGUGCACAAGUGACUUGAGAAUCAUAGAAUCAUCAGGUUAGAAAAGACCUCUUGGAUGGAGCUGUGCUUAAAUGUGCAUGUGUAGUUGUGUAUUUAGGAAUUAGUAGGCACUACGUAUUCACUGUUCUUCAUUGCUCAAGAACGCUGUACUUCAUGAGUACCAGCCAUGUCAAGUGUGAAGUUCUGAGGGAAGUCAGAGUGUUUAUGUCCUUCAUGGCAAACGCACAUAGAGUUAUUUAUUGCUUCCUCUGCAUGGGACUACUUAAACUUUUCCUUAUUAAAAGAUGAAGACGGCUUGAAUCAACAUCUGAAAGUUAGCAGUGUUGUUUCAGUGCGGCUGUCUUGCUUGAAGGCAUACACACUCCUGUGAGAAGGAUUUGCAGUGCUUCCUUACUAAUU
Cuculus canorus (common cuckoo) is the source of this 3822-nucleotide messenger RNA. It is a transcript of the gene FAM185A, whose product is annotated as family with sequence similarity 185 member A. NCBI's taxonomy places the organism in Eukaryota, Metazoa, Chordata, Aves, Cuculiformes, Cuculidae. The transcript is spliced from 8 exons. The coding region runs from base 68 to 1162 and encodes 364 amino acids. The record is from RefSeq and is a predicted model, not a curated record.